CACAGAAAAAAAAAUUGGAAGAAGAGAGAACUUCUCUGGGAGACAGACAUUAGGAUUACUUUGCAUAGAAAUAUUUCUCAUGUUUUGUUCUGACAGUAUUCCCAGUUGGACAGAAAGCACCUGAGUCUGCUUGGAUCAUGAGGAAGACAAAGCAUUCCUGGGCAGCCUUUGUGGGACAAGGAAACAAGAAGAGAGAGAAAAUGACUGGGGAAAAUGCAAGAAUAUUGCCAAAGGCCACACAUGAGGAGAGAAAGAAGCAGGAGGUGAAGAGGAAAGGGAAAUUGAAAACUUUGGCAGGCAAAUUGCUGAAGACUGUGGUUGGUGGGAAGGAGACAGUGGAGAAGGCUGGUGCUGAGGAUGUGGCAGGGAAUUUGCUGAAGAGGCCAAUCAGUAGGAAAGGAGUGGAGAAAGGGAUGCCUGCAGAGGAAACCAUCUGCAGAUUCAUUGAACAAGGAAAGUUUUUGGAAGCUUGUGAUCAAAUUCAUAAUCUGGAGCAUUCUGGAAAUGAUGGUUUGGGAAAGUCUGAAUCCCUUUAUGCACUGCUGGCUGAACGAAUGUGGACUGUAGUGGGAGAAGCACUCAGUGGAAGUGAUAGGAUGCUCCUGGAGCCAUUGCAGUCAGUGGGGGAAUCACUGAAGUGGGAGAGGCAGAAGGAAGCAGAGUGGCUUGGCAAUGGCCUAGAGACGGAGUCUGUUUCCACCUGGAGCCCGAACUUCUGGAGAAAAGAUCUGGAGGAAAAGCUAACGCAGUGCAUGACUGCCCAGAUUCCCCUGUUUGCUUCCUCUACUAACACAGAUGAGACUGCACUAAAACAGCACCUCAGUCACCUGGAAACAACAUUUCUCCCCAGCCUGGAGAACAGAAGCAAUGUCUUCAAGGAAGCAGGACUGCUCGUCACCUAUGCCCGCUGCUGUCACGCUUCUCUAUGUUCUCACCUUGCCACACUUACUGACAGUCACUGUUUUAGCUUCAGCCAAAUUCUUUUAAUUUAUGAAUGGAGCAUUAAAAUGUACAAAAGUGGCAGCCAGGCAUGUGUGAGACCUGGGCACAUCCCCCAGCACAGCCUUUCCCUUGGUGCACAGUGCUUCGUGUGGAUUCUUUUGAAGACUGAGGAAAAGUUGCUUGCAAUCGCACGGACGGAAGUAGGGAAAGCAUUGAAAGAAGCCUUUGAUAUCAGGAAACCCCCUUGUGCAGACGCUGCAGUCAUUGAGAUACUAACAGAGAAGACAGAAGCUGCCAGGCAAGUCAGCGAGAGCCUGAGUGAGAAGGUGGAAGCCGAGUGCCUGGAGGAGUGCCUGAGGUUCCUGGAGAGCUAUGAAGAUGAAGUAAGAAGCUUUCUCCAGCUUGAUGGUUGCCCACAGAUCUGCAGCAGCUUACAAAUCCUGGAGAAUUGCUGCCUUCUCAGAACUGUCUGGCAUAAGCUAACAUACAUUUGCAGUGUAAGUACUGACCAGAAUGUUAAGGUAAAUGGAUUCCUACACAGGAUGGAAGAUGACAUUAUGGAGCAUUUUCUGCAGACCAUCACUUCUAAAGUCAAGGGAGCACUGAAGGCUUACUUCAAAAAGUGUGACAGUGAUUUUGACUGCAUCCUUGAAACCUUAAAGCAAAGCUUUUUGACCUUCAGGAAGAAAAAAACAGCUAUAUAUGAGGCCUUCAUCGAGGCUGUCAAUGCCAUCAUUGUCACAGAAUACAUGCAGGCCCUCCUGACCACUCCCAGGAAACCAUCUGCUAUGCAGAGGAGGAGGAUUGUCAACAAAAUAGAAGAAGAUCAUAGGAUGAUGCAAACCAUCUUUAAAGAGUGCUUAGGUCCUGCAGCUGGUUCUCUCAAGGAUCCCAUAAAAGCAAUUUUAGACCUUAUUCAAACUUCAGAUCCUGAGGGGAUGAAAAUAGCACUUCUGCCCAUUCUAAAAGAAUUUCCUGACCUCAGGAAGGAACAUCUGAGUGCAGUGCUGGACAUCAAAGAUUCGCUCAGCCGAGAAGACAGAGCUGCUCUCUUGAAGGCAUUUCGUGAUAAUUGCAGGGAAUCAGAAACAGAAGCAAACUUGCUUUUUGCAGAUAUAGAAGUAAAACCUAGAAAAUAUGGACUCUGUGGGUGCCUCUGCUGUUAGCAAAGGCCUGCUGGGAGAAACAUGAGGCCUUGCUCCCCUGUGCCAGUGUCUGCAACCACAGCUCCUUGAAAGCUCCACAUGCAGCUGGAUGCAUGGAGAAGCCUGUCAGCCAUGGAAGACAAAAUUCCUGCACUUUUGCAGGAAACCCGUAUGGCUGAAGUCCUAAUCUUAUAUGUAAAGUCCAGGAGGAAGAUGAAUGGGAUAUGGUAGAAAGACAUUUCUUCAAAAUUUCCUAGAGAUUGUCA
This is a messenger RNA of Sturnus vulgaris (Common starling), 2353 nucleotides long. RefSeq names its product exocyst complex component 3-like. NCBI's taxonomy places the organism in Eukaryota, Metazoa, Chordata, Aves, Passeriformes, Sturnidae. Gene Ontology annotation, molecular function: SNARE binding. The record is from RefSeq and is a predicted model, not a curated record. Gene Ontology annotation, cellular component: exocyst. Gene Ontology annotation, biological process: exocytosis; exocyst localization.